This is a messenger RNA of Papaver somniferum (opium poppy), 1569 nucleotides long. RefSeq lists its product as uncharacterized. Gene Ontology annotation, molecular function: nucleoside diphosphate kinase activity. NCBI's taxonomy places the organism in Eukaryota, Viridiplantae, Streptophyta, Magnoliopsida, Ranunculales, Papaveraceae. The transcript is spliced from 7 exons. The record is from RefSeq and is a predicted model, not a curated record. The coding region runs from base 32 to 1327 and encodes 431 amino acids.
AAUAGGUGUUUUGACAUCCGACGGUUAAGCUAUGUUAGGUUUAGUGCUCCGUCUAUAUGAAAGACUGUCAAACCCAAGUGAUGCCUCUUUGUCUCUCCCUAUAGCUUUCUUAUUCUCAAGCAUUUGUGUUUCUGUAUCUUUUGAUUUUUCAAUUAAAUUUCAGUUCCCAUCGUUUGAAUCAUUCCUGACGAGGAUGGCGUCUGUAGAGAAGAAAAAUAGAUUCAGAUUUGCAGUACCGAAGAAAAAAACACACGGACUGGCAAAAGAUAUUACGAAGGGGAAGCAGGAUUGGACCUUUUUGCUGUGCUAUCCCAGUUCGGUUGCUUCGGAUAGAAUUGUUGGCAAGAUCUUGACGGCAAUUGAGGGGAUCGGCUUGGACAUCAUGGGGAUGAGAUUAAUGUGCGCAUCAGAAAAAUUUCUUACUACACACUUCGACAGGGAUGGUAGAAACCCUUGUCCCGGUGAUUCUACGCGACAUAUUCUUACUCGCUUUCCAUUUAUUGCCAUGAUAUUGGUAGGUGAAGGUGCUAUUGAGAAGGCUCGUCAGCUUACAUCAGAAGAAUAUGAAUCAUAUUUUACCUGCGAAAAGGUUCUUCAGCUUACAUCAGAAAUAUCAGUGACGAAAACACUUAACAUUUGGGCGCCUGGCAGGCUACAAGCUUACACCAGUGAUUCAUUUAGAAGUGCAGUAAAAGAUUAUGAAUUGUGGUUUGCUAGUGACUCUCUUUUCACCUGGAGAAAAGAAGUAGAGGCAAGUAAAUACCUGGCAUGUGCAUUCCCUGAUGGCACUUUAUCUGGCCCAACAGACGAUGUUAGGGAAAACAUAGUGAAAUUGGAGCACUAUAUUACCGUUCCACCGAAUUUCGCCGAUAUUUACUACGAGGAAGAUCUUACAUUCGUCCUAAUUAGGCCUUUGGCUUUCGAAAAGCAAUGCGUGGGUGAACUGGUAUCCAUUAUUGAGCGUAAUUCAUUUUACACAAAAGGGUUAAAGCUGGUAAGAAAGUCUGAAUUUCCUGACAGCAAGGCAUGGCCUGCUUCGUCAAGUGGAGAUGAGAAAUGUGAAUUUGGUAUUGGUAUCGCCAUGCUUGUGUGUCAUAUUCUCCCACAGAUACAAAUAGUGAACGAUGGAGAUGGUUGCAUAUCCAAUGACGGCAAUACUGGGAAGAUAAAAAUUUGCAGCAACUUGAUUUACCUAGGCGAGCCAGGGGAUAAGACAAUGAUUCGUGAGUUUUUUGAAUUUGGCGCUGUUUCCUGGGUGGAUCCCGCUAGUGGUGCUAACUGCGGUGGUUAUUUUGUGGCAACCUUGUCAAGCCUCCAGUUUGCAUGAUGUGCUCGUAUUCAUCUCAUCUUUAUGUGUAUAUAUUCCAUAGAAUUAAAGGGCUUAUCUGUUAUGUUAUGUUAGGAGAAAAAUCAAAUUCUCAGCAUGAUUAGCUCCUUUCCUUUACUUAAAUGAGUUGUUUAUGAAAUUGUCAUCCCCGAGUAAUUUUGACUUGGUACAUUCUCUAUGAGGCCCUAGUGCCCUCCAUUAUUAUUAUUAUUAUGGUGACCUCCAUUAUUGGUGCGUGUUCA